Messenger RNA from Populus euphratica (Euphrates poplar), 1323 nucleotides. Its product is annotated as protein ODORANT1-like. The record is from RefSeq and is a predicted model, not a curated record. The transcript has 3 exons. NCBI's taxonomy places the organism in Eukaryota, Viridiplantae, Streptophyta, Magnoliopsida, Malpighiales, Salicaceae. Bases 135 to 1094 code for a protein of 319 amino acids.
AGGUGGUGUCCAUGAUAGCCUUGCUAUUUGCUUGUCUUUCAAAGAGGAAGAAGAGUCUCAUUAUCAGCUUUUCUUUCUGUCUUUAAGAUCUUAAAUUAGUUUUCUACAUUUUGGUGUUUGUGAUCUUGUGAAAGAUGGGAAGGCAACCGUGUUGUGACAAAGUUGGAUUGAAGAAAGGCCCUUGGACCGCUGAUGAGGAUAAGAAACUCAUUAACUUCAUCCUCGCUAAUGGCCAAUGUUGCUGGAGAGCUGUUCCUAAGCUUGCAGGAUUGUUAAGGUGUGGGAAGAGUUGCAGGCUGAGAUGGACAAACUAUCUCAGGCCAGAUUUGAAGAGAGGUCUUUUAUCAGAAUAUGAAGAGAAAAUGGUCAUUGAUCUUCAUGCUCAACUUGGCAACAGAUGGUCUAAGAUUGCAUCACAUCUACCAGGAAGAACUGAUAAUGAAAUCAAGAACCAUUGGAAUACUCAUAUCAAGAAGAAGCUAAGGAAAAUGGGAAUUGAUCCUCUCACUCACAAGCCACUCUCUACUGUUGAAACACCUCCUCCACCACCACCACCACAGCAAGAUGUUCAAGUGCAGAAUAGUAUACAAGAACUAGAGCAGCAAGCUGGACGACAGUCUAGCUCCAUCAAUGACAUAUCUGAACUGGGCCAAAAUAAUGAACCUGAGACAUCAUUAAAAUCAGCUAGAACUCAAGAUGAAGAGAAUAACAUUGGUAGCACAUAUGACACAAUGGAGCGAAUGAAUGGUUUUUGCAUAGAUGAAGUUCCACUAAUUGAACCCCAUGAAAUGUUUGUCCCUGGACCUUAUCCUUCAUCAACCUCAACCUCUUCAUCAUCAUCGUCAUCGUCGUCAUCAUCUUCUUCUUCUUCGUAUGGUUCAAACAAUAUCCUUGAUGAGUUGCUAUUGCCAGAUUUUGAGUGGCCUAUCAACAAUGUCGACAUUGGCUUGUGGGAUGAUGACUUGAGUAGUUGGGAUUUGCUAAUCAGUGAUGUGGACAGUGACAGGAAGCAAGCAACCAUGUCUGAUCCUUUUCUCAAUCAGUGCCCAAGAAUGGCAUUGGAUCAAGAUUAUUGGACUUAUGGGCUCUUGUGAUCAUUUGGAAAAAGAAAAAGAAAAAGAAAAAGAAAAAUCAUGUGGGGCUUGUUCGUAAUUUGGUCAUUAGUUGUGAUAGAAAAUAAAAAAUUCAAGAAACCGGCAAAACCCAAUCUUUGAGUUAGGUUUACUUUUUUAUUUUAAAACAAUAUUUUAGUGAAAAUAAUAAUAAUCAUUAUUGAACUUUUAUUUAUGAAAGAAAUAUAUUGGGUUGUCAUUCUUUUUCCCA